GUUAUUGUUGCUCGCUUCACACAGUCCUGUACGACGAGGACCGUGUAUAAAAAACUGCUUGCACUGUUUACAAUACGACUUCGAAAACAAUGCAAAGCGAAGUAUUUCUAACACAAAUACUGUGUCGAUUUAAAGAGCUUCUAUCCGCUAGGUACCGGAUAUGACUGUAUAUUAUUCUCCAUGAAAUAUUCCGGGAAUAGAAGGGUCUUCACGUUGUGUAACACCAGACAAUUGACCUUGCUUUUUUAAAUGAAAUACUUGGAGCUUGUUGCACAAGCAUUGAAACGGUGAAGUUGGGAGCAAUUUAUUGGUUCGGAAGAUUGUCUGUGACAGGAUAUGGGACUGCACAAGAUUUAACCUCGAAUUCAGUAUGGCUACAGAAGCAACAGUUUCCUGCACUGCUACCCCUGGACUGCCAGCACCAGCUCGUAAAGAAUAUUACUGGCUUCGUUCUUUUGUAGCAGGAGGUGUUGCAGGAUGUUGUGCUAAGACAACCAUUGCACCUUUGGACAGGGUGAAGAUUUUAUUACAGGCUCAUAAUCCCCACUAUAAAGAUCUAGGAGUUUUCGCCACUCUCCGCUCUGUUCCACAGAAGGAAGGAUACCUUGGUCUGUACAAAGGAAAUGGAGCCAUGAUGGUUCGGAUCUUCCCUUACGGAGCCAUUCAGUUUAUGGCAUUUGACCAAUACAAAAAGUUACUGAGCAAAAAGUUAGGCAUAUCUGGACAUGUUCACCGGUUAAUGGCUGGAUCUAUGGCAGGAAUCACAGCAGUCAUUUGCACAUACCCACUGGAUGUCAUUAGAGUGCGGCUUGCGUUUCAAGUAAAAGGUCACCACAGAUACACUGGGAUUAUCCACGCUUUCCAGACCAUUUACAAAAGCGAAGGAGGUGUCUCAGGAUUUUAUAGAGGACUAAUGCCUACUGUCAUAGGAAUGGCCCCUUAUGCAGGGUUUUCAUUUUUCACCUUCGGGACAUUAAAAAGCCUUGGACUUGCCCAUGCACCCAUGCUCCUUGGAAGACCUUCUUCAGAUAACCCUAAAGUCUUAGUGUUGAAAACUCAUGUCAACCUGCUUUGUGGUGGAAUAGCAGGAGCAAUAGCACAGACGAUAUCUUAUCCACUGGAUGUAGCGCGACGUCGGAUGCAGUUGGGAUCAGUCCUGCCAGAUUCUGAGAAAUGUCUUACAUUGUCCAGCACCCUGAAGCAUGUGUACACCACGUAUGGGGUGAAGAAAGGGCUGUACCGUGGGCUUUCCCUGAACUACAUCCGCUGUAUUCCCUCCCAGGCUGUUGCUUUUACCACAUAUGAGUUUAUGAAGCAGACCUUACACCUCAACUGAGGACACAUUCUGUGAUAUGCCCAGCACAAAAUGCAUGUUCUUUAAUAAGUUAGUAAAAUAUCUGUGCCAACAAAGUCAACAGUUUCACAACUAUGUAGAAAGUUGUACAACACUUGCUAAUGAUCAGUGAUAAGGCUACUACCAGCUGUUAAAAAGAAAAACAAUUUACAGACAUAAAUCAUGGUUUAAAAAACCUGUUGAAUGUUCUCUUGCAGAUACCUUUUUGAAAUCAAUCUAUUUUUCUAUUAUUUGUGGUCUUAAUGUUGUUGAUUUAUUUUGCACAAGGAAGCAAAUAGAUGUUUGAGUAUUCUUUGAAAUAUUAUUUAAAAUUCUAAUGCAAAAAAUGAAUGUUCCUCUUUUAAUUAACUGGGGGAAAAAAAUAGCAGUGUUUUUGAGUAGAGGCAAUAAAACUGAACCCUGUACCCCACUAAAUUACAAACUCACUUUCUAUAAUUGAAAGCAUUUUAUGACAUCAACACUUACCAGUGUAACACCAAUAGCAAGGAAGCUUACUUCACAAAAAGCAUUUUUUUUAAUGUUAUCUUUAUUACUAAUGUUUUGCUGAUUUUGAAUAUAUUUCAAACAAUUCUUUGAAUAAUUAUUUCAGCACUUACCUGUGCUUAAAAAAAAAAAAAAAAAAAACAUUAAUUGCUACACCUAAAGUUAUGGUGUACCAUAUAGUUUUUACUUUAUUAUUUAAGAAAGCUGUUGCACCUUCUUCUGCAGUAAAGUAGCAGAAGCAUUCCUAUUUGACAUAGUGGUAAGUAGCUUUCAAGGCACAGGAAGCUUGUGCCCUCACAGCUGAAACUAGCUGUAAGGACCUAAACAAACUAGAAUGGCAACAAGAUCUGAAAAGUGUAAAAUGUAACUACUGACUGAAUAGCAGUGCAAGGGUUCUCUUUGUUUGUUUGUGACAUGACUUGUUUACAGAUUAAAAAAAAAAAAAAAAAGAAGAAUCACCAUAAAUAGGCAUCUCUGUAAAUUCUCUCCUUCAGCAGCUCAGAUCUGAUCUCAUGUUUUGAAAACUUUGGCAAAAUGUAUCCAGCACCGUAUUGUAGGUAUGUGACUUUUGGUUAGAGACCAAAAGCCUUCAAUGGUUCUUAAGGUUAGGUUUGAUUUUGUGUCGUGCAGUUAAGUAGUAUUUUUACAAAGCUGCUUCUGCACAGUCUAUGGCUGUCAUGCUGUCAUUUUUUAAGGAUCUGUAUGAUAGAGAAUACACAUUUCAGAAAUACUGAAUUCAAGCAGAGGUGGGAAUUAUCUUUCUUUUACUUUACAUAGUGAAGUCCCACUGAUGUUUUCCAGCAGGAGUGAUUAAUUGACUCCCUUGUCACUAAAUACAAUAAAAUACAGUGGAAUGAAGUGCGCAAAAGCACGUUUCUAUAUUUAAGGCUGGUGGUAUUAAGAGCAACAGCUUUCGGAUCAUUGAACUAGAUCUGAUUGUCUUUUGUAUUUGAUACACAGCUGUAUUCUGUGAUUCUCACUCUAGUUUAUUUUAAUGUACUGGUGCAUUGUUUUAACCUCUUUCCACAGGGGAUGAGCUGCUUUUCACAAACACACCAAUGUGUCAUUUUAGUUUUGUAUCGGAAGACAUCCAUGUUAAAAGAAUAGUAGUGAAUAAGGAAGUAGGGAAAAUCUAAUUUACUUAUUGUAUAGUUAUGUAUAUUUGUGUAUUUAUAAUCUUUAUUUGUGCUAUCUUUUAAAGCUUAAUAUAUACAUAUGUGCAUACUAGCUGAACCUAGUGUAAAUAUAAUAGUGUAAACUCCUUUUACAUGUCUAAAAUGAAUUUGCAAAAAUUAUAUUAAAACAAAUAAAAGGAUAGAAAAUGUCACUUAAAAUGAUAGCAUGGACACCUCACACUUUUCAUCUAGUAAUUGACCAUUUCCUUUCCCAGUCUCUGUGUUGCUGGCAGCAUGGGGACAGUGUUUCAGUCUUCAAAUAAUAGAUUCCCAUUUGGUUUGUAAUAGAAACGUAUCCAGGUGUUUAAAACCUUAUACAGUUGUUCUUGUGGCGUUUGUGAUUCUUCUGAUCGGGUUCUGAAGAAUCACAGAUCAGAGAACAGGCCAUUCUUUUCUUUUUUAAAAACUUGUUUUCUUACUACACGUAUUACAUGCUUACCUUAUGUUCAGAAUAAUGGGGUCUAUAUUCUUUCACAAGAAACACUGAAAAAGUCAUUUCUGCUGCACAAAAUCUUUGGGUUUUUUACUGUUGUUUCUGAAUAGUUGCAUUUAAUAUCAAAUGUUUUCCAUUUAACAUUUAUCAUGCUUCAUUUUCAAUUCUGAAAGCAUUCAGUAGGAGUUGAGCAGUUUUAUUUUUUGAAAGAAUGUAUUACUAAUAAAACUGUAAUGCACUGUGGUACAGGAAGUUUGGCUUAGAUAAUGCAAUCAUAUAUAUUUAAUCUGAAUCUACUGUACUUUGUACUUUUUAUCUAUGAUAAUUUGUAGCAGUGAUGAUGAAUUGUAAGUCUAAAUAGUACUGUGAAUGAUUUGGUGUGGUACUGAGGAAAAUAACUGUUAGACAUGAUAACAUUAUAUUUGUUUAAAAUUUGCAAUUACAAAGCUAUGCCUGGUAGUACUAUUAUAUUCUAUACAUUCAAUAAAUUUUCCAUGUGUGGUUUCUUGGGGUUGUACGAUUUGUCUUUUACUGUAAUACAGUUUAAAUGGACUUCAUUUAUUUCCCCCUGGUUUGCUUUGUGGCCUUUAAAUGGGAGCAGUGUCUUUGAAAAAACAGACAUUGUUAUUUUAAAAACAAAAUGUAUGUGGUUUGAAUAAAUGUGUGGGCUUUCCAAA
Molecule: messenger RNA, 4122 nt
Organism: Polyodon spathula (Mississippi paddlefish)
Lineage: Eukaryota; Metazoa; Chordata; Actinopteri; Acipenseriformes; Polyodontidae
Product: graves disease carrier protein-like
Exons: 10
Coding region: 371-1336 (321 amino acids)
Biological process (GO): transmembrane transport
Cellular component (GO): mitochondrial inner membrane
Source: RefSeq, a predicted model, not a curated record